Messenger RNA from Vidua chalybeata, 1046 nucleotides. RefSeq names its product tyrosine-protein kinase receptor UFO-like. Gene Ontology annotation, biological process: negative regulation of apoptotic process; natural killer cell differentiation; protein phosphorylation. The record is from RefSeq and is a predicted model, not a curated record. The transcript has 6 exons. Gene Ontology annotation, molecular function: transmembrane receptor protein tyrosine kinase activity; ATP binding. The annotation marks the transcript as partial. Gene Ontology annotation, cellular component: signaling receptor complex. Lineage: Eukaryota; Metazoa; Chordata; Aves; Passeriformes; Viduidae.
GCGAGUUCGGCUCGGUGGUGGAGGGGACGCUGCACCAGGACUCGGCGUGCUGCGCGUGGCCGUGAAGACGAUGAAACUGGCGAUCUGCUCGCGGGGGGAGCUCGAGGAUUUCCUCAGCGAGGCCGCGUGCAUGAAGGAGUUCGACCACCCCAACGUCAUGAAGCUGAUCGGUGUGUGCCUGCAGCCGUGGGGGGGGGGCUCGGAGGGGCCGCCCCCCGCCCCCAUCGUCCUCCUGCCCUUCAUGGCCCACGGGGACCUGCACAGCUUCCUGCUCUGCGCCCGCCUCGGGGACCCCCCCACGGCGCUGUCCCCCCGCACCCUGCUGGGGUUCAUGGCCGACAUCGCGGCCGGGAUGAGUUACCUGAGCCAGAGGAACUUCGUGCACCGAGACCUGGCGGCGCGGAACUGCAUGCUGGACGAGCGGCUCCGGGUGCGCGUGGCCGAUUUCGGGCUCUCCAAGCAGGUCGGCCGCUCGCUCUAUUACCGGCAGGGCCGCGGCGCCCCCGUCCCCGUCAAGUGGGUGGCCCUGGAGAGCCUGGCUGAGCGCGUCUACACCACCAAGAGCGACGUGUGGUCAUUCGGAGUGACCAUGUGGGAGAUCGCCGCCCGGGGCCUGACCCCGUACCCGGGGCUGGAGAACAGCGAGGUCUUCGAGUUCCUGCGGGGGGGGCGGCGCCUGGGGGCACCCCCGCACUGCCCGCCGGCCCUGUGAGUGACCGCUGAGUGACCACUGAGUGACCACUGAGUGACCACUGACCCUGAGUGACCGCUCAGUGACCACUGACCCCUCACUGACCGCUCAGUGACCCCUGACCCAUCACUGACCCAUCACUGACCCCUCACUCACCCCCAACCCCCGCACUGCCCGCCGGCCCUGUGAGUGACCGCUGAGUGACCACUGAGUGACCACUGAGUGACCACUGACCCCUGAGUGACCGCUCAGUGACCCCUUGACCCAUCACUGACCCCUCACUGACCCCCAACCCCCGCACUGCCCGCCGGCCCUGUGAGUGACCACUGAGUGUCCACUGAGUGACCACUGACUG